AUGGCUGCCACCAGGAAGUUUCAGAUGUGUGCAGUUUCUCCGGUAGGGAAAUACACUGCCUCAAUUAUCUUCCUGCAUGGGUCACGUGACACUGGGCAGGGAUUGAGAGCCUGGGUACGAGAUGUUAUGGUACCAGAUCAUACCUUCAGCCACAUCAAAGUAAUUUAGCCAACCGCUUCAGUUAGUCCAUACACACCCAUACAAGGGGAUCUGUCUACCGUCUCGUUUGACCGUUAUAAGAUCUCACGAGACUGCCUAGAGCACCUUGAGUCCAUAGAUGCAAUGUGCAGCACCUUAGGGUCAAUCAUUCAGGACAAAGUCAACGCUGGGAUCCCUAAACACAGGAUGGUCAUUGGGGGAUUCUCAAUGGGCGGAGCCAUGGCUCUCGACCUGGUGUGUCCGUAUCACCCUGAUAUAGCAGGAGUUUUUGCACUGUCCAGCUUUCUCAACAAGGACUCUGUCACUUUUCAGGCAGUGGAGGAGCGGCUCAGAGCAGGACUCUCCGUCCCUGAGUUGCUCCAGUGCCAUGGGACCAGUGACGAGCUGGUGCUCCAUCAGUGGGGAGGGGACACGUCAGUGAUGCUAAAGAAGGUUGGCAUGACCACUAUCUUCCACUCCAUCCCGGGCCUGUACCACCAGCUCUCCCAGCCUGAGCUGGAGGUACUAAGAAGCUGGAUCCUUUCUUUUUUUAUUGUUUUACUUCAUGUAUAUCAUAACUCUUAA
Messenger RNA from Xiphias gladius (swordfish), 723 nucleotides. It is a transcript of the gene lyplal1, whose product is annotated as lysophospholipase like 1. Gene Ontology annotation, cellular component: cytoplasm. Lineage: Eukaryota; Metazoa; Chordata; Actinopteri; Istiophoriformes; Xiphiidae. Gene Ontology annotation, biological process: protein depalmitoylation. Gene Ontology annotation, molecular function: palmitoyl-(protein) hydrolase activity; carboxylic ester hydrolase activity. The transcript is spliced from 5 exons. The record is from RefSeq and is a predicted model, not a curated record.